AUGGAUGCCUCAGUGCCCGCUCCAGCUGGGGCUGCAAAGGAGAAGAAAAGAACACGGCCAAUUGGCUCCGGUGGUAGUGCUGCCUACAAGCGUGACUUGAAGGCCCUCAGGGAUGCAGCUCAUCCCGAGGGUGAGGAGCAGGAUAGCGGAUGCGCGAGAGCUGCAAAAGCGAGACUGUGUCGGGCUCGAGCUCGGGAAGCGGCUCAGGUUGCUCAAGAUGGGCAACCAGAAGGCUCGGUCAGUGAGCUCUGGCGUUACCGAAGUUUGGGUUCCGAGUUGCAGAAGAGAUUGAUGUUGUGUGUGAUGGCAUCACGCAAGCCAACGGCUCCCGAAGUAGAUCCUGAUGCCGCAAGCUUUGUGAAGCGACACUUGAUGCAGUUGCAGCCCGGCUUGUCGUUUACAGCUGAAGCUUCAGCCGUGGACAAUGAACGUCGCAAUCUGAAGAGCAUGCUGCUUCGCACAGGUGCAGCGGUCUACUGGGGUGCCUCAAUGAUGUUUGGCAACCUUGCCUCUAGCAUCCUCGCUUCUGGUGCCAAAGUGGUUAUGCUAGUGAAAAAGCGCAGAUAUGAUGAGGCGCCGUUGCGGGUUCGGCAGAAGUCUUCAGAGGAGGGUACCGCUGUGCCGACAAAGCUUCUGCAGACGGAGCUCUCUUUCGGGGUCCUUUUGCAGAAGAAUGAGCAAUACAUGUUUGUACGAACGACACUACCCACGACUCUUUCAUCGGAAGCAGCCUUCAAGGUUCAGUUGGUCAUGACGGACAGAGCGGGUCCGAACAUCAAAUGUGAGAAGUCAAUGCAGCUGGAGGAUGCAUCCUUUGUAAAGGCUCAUGGCUUCUGUAAGAUUCACAAGCUCGCCCAACAGCAAACUCAGUGCUGCAACCUUGUGGACGGCCACAUAUCUGGCAUCAUUGCUCUUGCGGUGGCCAUGCAAAUGGCGGGUGCGACAUCGAAGAUGAGGGAUGCACUAUCGUCUGUUCUCCGGAAAAGAGUUGACAUUUGCAUCGGAGAUCCACCUGACAAUGCGGACAACGAUGCAUACAGGGAACAAGUCUUCGACAUGUGCCUGUCUGAUUGCAGUGGCAGUGGGGACGAGGGAGCGAAAGUUAACCGUGUGAGGCGGCGACAACGCCUUGUCCUUGAACACUACUUCCGAGGCAGCAACUUGCGUGGUACGAGGAUCUUGUUCUUUUGGCCUUCUGGCCCGGUCCCAGAUGAAAAUCAAAUCUUCGCUGAGCUCGACGAGCACCUCGUCCCGGCCCUCAUCCCUCACCGCUGUCCGGUGUUUCCCCGUUCCCGGUGGACCGGCGGGGACUUGGCAUUGGAUUGGGUGUUGCUGUUGGGCCUAUGCUUCUUGGAGCCUGGCAGGCCUCAUGAAGCUGGCGUGGGUGCUACUGCUACAGAUGAUGAUUGGGAUGCUUUCUGCUUGAAUUUGGUUUCUGGAGUCCAUUCUGGAGAGAGAGGGCCUGAGUCUGAGCAAGCAGUACCACCGCCGGCGCAGCAGGAUGCCAGUGCUGGAGAUCCUGAUGCGCCUGAGCUGGCAACAGCUGAGAUGAGUUGGGCUGACUUCAAUGCGGCAAUGAAGAGGAAAGCUGCGGUGUUUGCACAGCAAUGCCCGUCUGCUGCGUUGGCUAUAUGCCGGCCGGUCAUGAGUUGCAACCUGCAGCUGCUUUACCAUGCCCUCAAGGUGAGUGGUGACACGUGGGACAUGCAGCAAAGCCUUGAGGGCAGCAACGUCCGACGCUACCGAAUCUUGGACGAGUACAGCGGCAAGGCAUCCCAUGACUUUUUCGACAGCUUGAGAAGCAUAUUCACUUCAGUUCCAUCGGCACUUCCGCCGAGAGCUCUUGCCAAAAGCUUGAGGACCUUGCUCUUCCGAUGUGCAGCUCGAGCUGGAGCAUGUCACCAUCAGUUGCUGGAGCGGUUUCGUCGGGGAUUUCCGACACAGCUCUUCGGGGCCCUGCUUGGGAACGAUGCUGUUUUGAAUGUUUCGAAAUGCUUGUUAGAUGAAUUGUCCUCCCAGUUCCACGACCGCUUCGAGGACUCAGGACUCCAAUCAUCGGAGGCGCAAUCGUUCCUGCAUGCAUUGGCUACGAUGUACGACCUCGACAUCGCCGGCAUCGAAGCUCGUCACGCCAGCAUCAGACGACAUGUGAAGCUAUUCUCAAACCAGACCAGCGGAGCCGACUUGCCGAUGGUCAGUGCCAAGUUUGUGGUCCAGCAGCAGGCCCUGCAGAAUCUUCGCUGGAGCACGCACAAGGCACGAACCAGCAGUCGGGCCGGUCGGAUAGGGAUGGCACGUCGCCCUGUGAAAAAAGAAGGUCAGGCGACCAAGCAGAAGCGGGCUAAGCAGCCUGGAGGGUCCUGGAAUGCUUUUCAGCACAUCAAGUCGCUGGGCGUUCGCCGAAGGUUCUCCGGGGACUAUGUCAAGCAACUGUCCGCGGAGUACUGGCAGCUCAGCAGCGAUGAUAGAUCUUACUACGACGAGUUGGGCCGACUGGCGCGGAUCGCAGGUGAAGAGGGAUUCAAACCGUUCCCCAAGACAUCGGCGCUCCCUGCAGCUGCCCGCGUGGCCCAAGCUGGCCAGUUGCAGCCUGUGCAACAUCCGCCAGGUGAGCUGGCACCAUCGCCACCAGGAAGCGAUGUGAAACAAGCUCUUCUGGCCUUGGAUGCGCAGCUUCGUGCAGAAUGCUCCAACCGGACACAAGCCCUGGCACAGCUGCAAGACUCUGUUUCCGAGAUGUCCCACUUCGCUCCACAGCCGGAGGAGUUGUCAGCUUUGGCAACAGAAUGUUGCCAAAUGCAGGAUUCAGACAAAGAGCACUUCAAGUGGUUCGGAGGAAGCCUUCCCUCUGUCCACUGGGUGCCGCCUACGAUUCCGUUUGCCUGUGUGUGGAAAGGGAGCGUCACGGAUUCAAAGCAGGUUGCAUGCCGAGAUCAAGGCAGACGUGGGCAAGGCUUGGAAACUGGCUUGAAAACAGCCCUCCACGAGGCAUGGGAACAGCAUCACCAGAUGACCUACGAGAAAGAAGAGCCUCGCAUCAGAGACAGUGACUUCCGGGAGCUGUUUGAACCGUCUAUUUGCCAUCGUUUGGCAAUGUGUGUAUGCAGUGGACGAGGCCAACAGGCUUUCCGCCUGCACACCAAGACAAUCAAAUUGCUCAGGCCUCUGCUGGUUGCCAAAAGUCGCAAGCGUGAUGCCACCACAAAACAGUUUUUGGAGCCCAAACCCGUGAAACCAGAGGCCAGGCUUCUGGCGGAGUCAGGACAUCUUGUCCUCUGCUUCAGAAAGAAGGAAGCCGAGCCUGAGCGUGCAGAACCGGAGCCUGAUUGGGAAGAGUAUGUGGCUUCCUUGCUGCAGAACCCGGCAAACGUCAGCUCCCAUGCCACUGCAGCUUCGGCACCAAUUGCACUGCCACCAGGUGGCAUCUGCGAUGAUGAGGUUUGGUUCCAUGUUGGUUACAUGAAUUUCCGCACGUAUGAAGCCUCCGGUCUUUGCUUGGAACGCGCAGAUUUAGAUCUACAAGAUGCUGACUUGGACAUUCUCACAUUGAGCAUCUUACAAGAGCUGACUUUUCGAACUCUCUUGGAAGCUAUGUGCGAGCACAUCGACUACAACUGUUCUUGGUCCUUGCAGCUGUAUGAAGUUCUGAGUUUGCCGACAAGUGUGCAACUGGAGGACAUGGUGCCCGACCAGAUUGACGUCAGAGCGUUGAAAAACUGCCAUGAAAUCCUUGUCUGGCAGGGUGCGGACAGGGAGGCUGCUAACGCUGCUGAGGCUGAGGCGGCUGCGGAAGCCCGGUCGCGCCACAAGCAUCGGAAUCGUCCGGAAGGCGAGCAACAGCAAAGGCAAAGCAUCCGUCCAGCCAUGCCGGCAUUGCGGCGUCGGCAGACCUCUGCAGCUGCCCCGGGAGACAUGCCGGAUGCCGAUGUAGACAUGGCUGCUGCUGAUCCUGAUGAAGACUUCGGCGGUGGUGUGGGACCUGUUGAGUACCAUCCUCCUGCUGCUUCUGUUGAUGACUACACAGAUGGUGAGCAGGAUGAGGAUGCAAACACUCCUGCCUGGCUCCAGCGUGCAUUUGAUCUGAUGGACGCAGAGUUCGCCAACCAAGAAUUGCCUUUUGAUGAUGCGGCUCAAGCCACCUUGGGUAACAACUCCGCCGGGUCUUCAAAGCCAUCUGCUCACGUGGAGGCAGCUGAUGCUGGGGCGGCAAGCAGCAGCUCGAGGCCUGAACAGCCUUCUGAUGCGCAACCUUCGACUCGGCGGGAUCCUGGCCCGAGACAUGCUGCAGAACUUGUUGUGGAUGUUGCAGGACUUGGUAGCAUCCGUUACUAUAAGAAGAACAAGACCUUCGUGGCUACAUGCCGCUGUGCAAGCCACCAGUCAGCUGCUUCAUCGGAGGGCUUGCCCCUGGCAUGCACCCGCAAACGCAUCGCGACAGGUGCAUCGCGACAGCCGAAAGAUCAUUCGAAGCGAAACGGGCAGGGCAGGCCAUUGGGCAUGCUCAUGCGCUGGCUCGAAACUUGCUCUGCCUACGACUCCCAGCGAGACCAUGUGCAUGCUCCAGUUCCUCCCCUGCAAGAGCGGCAGGAAGCUCGUGCUCGCUUAGCAGCACUCCCGCACUCUGACAGCUUGUUUGCCUUCGAACGUCCACAGGAAGAAUGGGAGCCUGACGCUGAACCCAGCCGGAUCACUUGA
Molecule: messenger RNA, 4695 nt
Organism: Symbiodinium sp. CCMP2592
Lineage: Eukaryota; Dinophyceae; Suessiales; Symbiodiniaceae
Source: the annotation of a GenBank genome assembly